GUCACGUGAUGCCGAGCCCGCCACUUAUGUGUGAUUAUUGCGGCAGGAAAUGAUUUUUUUUUUGACGCCAUCGGUAAUUAUGUAACGUUGCAGCGGCGACGAUCCGACGUCUUUGAGGGCGAUGACGUCAUUUUGUAUGCUUUAAAAAGGUGAAAGGACGUACGGUGAGAAGAAGGUCUGACCUACUUAACGCGGCCAUGAUGGGAGCGUCUGGGCGCGGCCUCGUCUUCCCCUCACAAGGGGGAUGACUUGAAUUAUUCACACCGCAUCUGUCACAGGGUCUCUCGGCGACAAGAAUGUCUACGACUGGAGUUCGGAGGAGGAGGAGUCAGACGGGCGGGCGCGGCCCAUCCAGGUCCUGCUGGUCAAAGACGACCACACCUUCGAGCUGGACGAGGCGGCGUUGAGUCGCAUCCUGCUGGCGGAGGAGGUCCGAGACCGCGAGGUGGUGGCCAUCUCUGUGGCGGGAGCCUUCCGGAAGGGGAAGUCCUUCCUCAUGGACUUCAUGCUGCGCUACAUGUACAACCAUGCGCGUGAGGACUGGCUAGGCCUGGCUGACGAGCCUCUGACCGGCUUCUCCUGGAGGGGGGGCUCAGAGAGGGAGACCACCGGGAUCCAGAUCUGGAGCGAGGUCUUCCUGGUGGACCGGCCUGAUGGAACAAAGGUGGCAGUCUUGCUCAUGGACACACAAGGCACCUUUGACAGCCAGUCCACACUCAGGGACUCGGCCACCGUCUUCGCCCUGAGCACCAUGAUCAGUUCCAUGCAGGUUUACAACAUCUCACAGAACGUCCAGGAGGACGACCUUCAGCACCUGCAGCUGUUCACCGAGUAUGGCCGACUCGCGAUGGAGGAGACUUUUCUGAAACCGUUUCAGUCCAUGAUAUUCCUCAUCCGAGACUGGAGUUUCCCUUACGAGUUUCCAUACGGGCAGGAAGGAGGCAUGAAGUUCCUGGAAAAGAGACUGAAGAUCUCAGAGAACCAGCAUGAGGAGCUGCAGAACGUGCGCAAACACAUCCACUCGUGUUUCACCAACAUCUCCUGCUUCCUGAUGCCUCACCCGGGCCUCAAGGUGGCCACCAACCCGCACUUUGACGGACGAAUUUUGGAGAUCGACGAUGAGUUCAUCGGCAACCUGAAUCUUUUGGUCCCGUGGCUGCUCAGUCCUGGCAACAUCGACGUGAAGGAGAUCAACGGAAGCAAAAUCACCUGUCGAGGCCUGCUGGAGUACUUCAAGGCGUACAUCAAGAUCUACCAGGGCGAAGAGCUGCCGCAUCCCAAGUCCAUGCUGCAGGCGACAGCCGAGGCCAACAACCUGGCAGCCGUGGCGGCCGCCAAAGAUCUGUACAACAAGAAAAUGGAGCAGGUGUGCGGCGGAGACCGACCCUUCCUGGCGCCCAGCGAGCUGCAGGCCCGCCACGCCGUCAUCCGCGAGGAGGCGCUGCAAGUGUUCCGGGGCGUGAAGAAGAUGGGCGGCGAGGAGUUCAGCCGCCGCUACCUGCAGCAGCUGGAAGGCGAGGUGGACGAGGUGUUUGUCCAGUACAUCAAGCACAAUGACUCCAAAAACAUUUUCCACGCCGCCCGCACGCCGGCCACCCUCUUCGUGGUCAUCUUCGUCAUGUACGUGGCGGCGGGCAUCACAGGCUUUGUGGGCGUGGACGUCAUCGCCAGCCUGUGCAACAUGGUCCUGGGCCUGGCGCUCAUCACGCUCUGCACCUGGGCCUACAUUCGCUACUCUGGCGAGUACAGGGAGCUGGGCGCCGUCAUCGACCAGGUGGCGGGAGCGCUGUGGGACCAGGCACCGUUCUGCAACAAGGGGAACACCAACGAGGCGCUCCACAAGCUGUACAACGUAGCGGCCAACCACAGGCAACUAUAUCAGCACGCCUUCCCGGGGCACCAUGCCGCCGCCGAGGAGGAGCAGGAAAGGAAGAGGGACUAACGUGGGCGUGGCCUUGUCUUUUAUCCCCAUAAAGACGCCCCGAGGACGGGCUUCUUCAUCACACGCCACAUCAACUACAAGCAAGUGUAAGGGGGAAAGAUGGAAAAAAAAAAACCUAGUUGGCGUUUUUGUUCUCACUUAGUCCAUGUUUACACGCGCAAGUAUGUCGUACGUUCCAACGCCAAAGCCCACUCACCGCUCGCGUCUUUAGGUACACCUGCGCCGUGGAUUUACUUACACUCGGAUGCCUUUGCGAAUAUAAUUGUCAAAUUAGGAGCACCUGUACAUUGCAGUUCCCCUAUUUCAUCUGAGGGGUUCCACACGGUUCUAUCCUUAGUCCCUUUAUGUUUAUAUUUAAGUUUUCUACCGUUCACAAUACAAGUGGAUUAGAUGUAUCAUUUUAUUCUAGUCUAGUAUUUAAUAGCUCUGUUAUUACAUUUUAUAUUUGUCACAUUUUUUCUAUUCUGCUUCGGGCCCAACUGGACCAGGGUACUGUAAAACCACGGUCAAUUCUACCAUCAAAAACUGGAAGCUCAGUUGCCAGAAUGUUUUCCUUUGAAUAAUAGCCAUACACUUUUUCCAUUUAGAGAGAAUAGCUGGGAAUUUCCCGGUAAAAGACUGGCUUGCCAGAUUCUACGCUAAAAAUGUCAUUUUUGUUUUUCCCCUGAAAGGGGAACUGCACUUUUUGGGGGGGAAUUUUGCCUAUCAUUCACAAUCCUUAUGUGAGACAAGAAUACAAAUGUUUUCUCUUUUUUUUUUUAAAUGCAUUGCGAACUCGUAAAUAAAUGCUAGCAAAAGUCAGCUAACAAUUGAGCUAGUAAGAUUCGCUCCAUCGGAGUUUUAUAUAUAUGCUGUAAGUAUAUAAAAGUUAAAGUACCAAUGAUUGUCUCACACACACACACUAGGUGUGGUGAAAUUUGUCCUCUGCACUUGACCCAUCUCCUUGUUCACCCCCUGGGAGGUGAGGGGAGCAGUGAGCAGCAGCGGGGGCCACGCCCAAGAAUAAUUUUUGGUGAUUUAACCCCCAAUUCCAACCCUUGAUGCUGAGUGCCAAGCAGGGAGGUAAUGGGUCCCAUUUUUAUAGUCUUUGGUAUGACUCGGCCAGCGGGUUUGAACUCACAACCUACCGAUCUCAGGGCGGACACUCUAACCACUAGGCCACUGAGUAGUAUAUGUAAUGUAGUAACAGACACGUUCAUAAACAAUAUGUAAUAUGUUCAGUAUUUACCAUACUUUUGAUCAAUGAAUUCUUCAGCACAUUGAUUUCUGUUUCCAUAGCAACACAUGUCCGACUUCUGGCAACAAAUGUGUGUUCCUACUUCUGCAAACAAAAGCGUGUGUUUUCUAAUCAUAACAGAUUUGCCAAUAGACAACAAAGACGACUAUUUUUGGACAAAUGAGGAUUCACAACCUUAUCUUUUUGAAGCUGAAUAUACAGAGGAUGAACUACUGC
This is a messenger RNA of Nerophis lumbriciformis (worm pipefish), 3395 nucleotides long. It is a transcript of the gene atl1, whose product is annotated as atlastin GTPase 1. Lineage: Eukaryota; Metazoa; Chordata; Actinopteri; Syngnathiformes; Syngnathidae. Gene Ontology annotation, molecular function: GTPase activity; GTP binding. The record is from RefSeq and is a predicted model, not a curated record.